Molecule: messenger RNA, 1506 nt
Organism: Fusarium keratoplasticum
Lineage: Eukaryota; Fungi; Ascomycota; Sordariomycetes; Hypocreales; Nectriaceae
Exons: 2
Coding region: 1-1506 (501 amino acids)
Biological process (GO): UDP-N-acetylglucosamine biosynthetic process
Molecular function (GO): UDP-N-acetylglucosamine diphosphorylase activity
Source: RefSeq, a predicted model, not a curated record
AUGCAGGCCAUCAAGCAGGCUCUUCACAUUGGCCAGGGCGCUGAUGCCCCUGAGCCUACUCCCGAGGCUCUCAAUGAGCUCAAGGAGAAGUACACUCAGGCCGGCCAGGAGCAGGUCUUCACCUUCUACGACUCUCUGUCCUCCGCCGAGCGAGGAACCCUCUACCAGCAGCUCUCCGGCUUCGAUCCCGCCCACAUCAACGAGAUCACCAACCGUGCGCUGAACCCUCCCAAGACCAGCGAUAAGCCCGAUGUCCUCGAGCCUCUCCCCGAAUCCGCCACCGCUAGUAUCCUCGACUCCAAUGCCGAUGACAUUAACAAGUGGUAUGACUCGGGUCUUGACCUCAUCUCCCAGGGUCAGGUUGCCGUCGUCCUCAUGGCUGGUGGUCAGGGUACCCGACUUGGCAGUUCUGCUCCCAAGGGCUGUUACGAUAUUGGCUUGCCUUCCCACAAGUCUCUCUUCCAGAUCCAGGGCGAGCGAAUUGCCAAGGUUCAGGAGCUUGCCGCCAAGAAGGCUGGCAGUGAUGCUGCCGUUGUGCCCUGGUACGUCAUGACCAGCGGUCCUACCCGUGGUCCCACCGAGAAGUUCUUCCGCGAGAACAACUUCUUUGGCCUGAGCGAGGACAAUGUCAAGAUCUUUGAGCAGGGUGUUCUCCCUUGUAUCUCCAACGACGGCAAGAUCCUCCUCGAGUCCAAGGGCAAGGUCGCCGUUGCCCCCGACGGAAAUGGUGGUAUCUACCAGGCUCUCGUCGUCUCUGGUGUUCUCGAUGACAUGCGCAAGCGUGGAAUCCAGCACAUCCACGCCUACUGUGUCGACAACUGCCUUGUCAAGGUCGCCGACCCCGUCUUCAUCGGCUUCUCGGCCUCUCUCGACGUCGACAUUGCUACCAAGGUCGUCCGCAAGCGCAAUGCCACCGAGUCCGUCGGCCUGAUUCUCUCCAAGAACGGCAAGCCCGAUGUUGUCGAGUACUCCGAGAUUGACCAGGCCACCGCUGAGGAGGCCGACCCUAAGCAGCCUGACGUUCUGCGAUUCCGCGCUGCCAACAUCGUCAACCACUACUACUCCUUCCGCUUCCUCGACUCCAUCCCUGAGUGGGCUCACAAGCUCCCCCACCACAUCGCCCGCAAGAAGAUCCCCGCUGCCGACCUCGAGAGUGGUGAGACUGUGAAGCCCGAGAAGCCCAACGGCAUCAAGCUUGAGCAGUUCGUCUUUGACGUGUUCCCUCUGCUGUCUCUCGAUAAGUUUGCCUGCUUCGAAGUCAAGCGUGAGGAUGAGUUCUCUCCCCUCAAGAACGCCCCCGGCACUGGCGAGGACGACCCCGACACCAGCAAGCGAGAUAUCAUGACCCAGGGCAAGCGCUGGGUUGAGGCCGCCGGCGCCAUUGUUGUUGGCGACAAGGCCGAGGUUGGCGUCGAGGUGUCGCCGCUUAUCAGCUACGGUGGUGAGGGUCUGGAGAAGGUCUCUGGCACAGAGAUUACUGCGCCUGCUGUUCUGGAGCGCGAGUAA